Neoarius graeffei (lesser salmon catfish) is the source of this 4196-nucleotide messenger RNA. RefSeq names its product TRIO and F-actin binding protein b (gene triobpb). The transcript has 12 exons. Gene Ontology annotation, cellular component: actin cytoskeleton. The coding region runs from base 365 to 1921 and encodes 518 amino acids. The record is from RefSeq and is a predicted model, not a curated record. Gene Ontology annotation, molecular function: actin filament binding. Lineage: Eukaryota; Metazoa; Chordata; Actinopteri; Siluriformes; Ariidae. Gene Ontology annotation, biological process: positive regulation of substrate adhesion-dependent cell spreading; actin filament organization.
UCUGUGUGUUGAGCCCCGCCCAGGAAGUCGCGCUGCCGCCGAGUUGAGGGUAAAAAAUUAUUAAAAGUGCGGAUUAACGCUGGAGAGCCGGGGCGAGUGGGCCGGGAGCGGGCUUAGCGGCGUGUUUGCGGGCUGUGAGAGACGGAAGGCGGUGAGGAGCGGGCUGGGUGAAGGCGCUGUGAGGGUGAAGGCGCUGUUGGCCGCGGCGCCUCAGGCUUUAGCCAGUUAGCACAGCAACAGGUCGCUCGCGGGACGGGACAGCACUGCACUGCACCGCCACUCAUGGACCAUUAACUGCUUUAUUUAUCAGUUUUAUUUAUCUGUUUGUUUGUUUGUGUCUGUUUGCUUUCCGGAUCAUUUAAAUAUGACGCCUGAUCUGUUGAACUUUAAGAAGGGAUGGAUGUCCAAACUGGAUGAAAGUGGAGAGUGGAAGAAGCACUGGUUCGUGCUGACGGAUGCUGGACUGAAAUACUACAGAGACUCUGGAGCUGAGGAGAAAGAUGAGUUGGAUGGAGAGGUUGAUCUCUGCUCCUGUUUGAAAGUGUCUGAGUUUGAUGUGGAGAAAAACUACGGCUUUCAGAUACAGACGGCGAGUGGCGUGUUCACUCUCUCGGCGAUGACUGCAGGAAUCAGGAGAAACUGGAUUGAGGUUUUGAGGAAAAACAUCCGCCCGAGCAGCACGCCGGAUCUUACACAGUUCCCAGACAGCACUCCUGAUAAAGAGGACUCUCGCCGCCUGGCGUCUCGCCGCCAGUCAGAAACCUCCUCCGCUCCUGCCCCCACCCAGCGCAAAUUUGACUACGUCGAGCUCUCUCCUGUAGCCACACCCAUUCUUUCUGCACCAGCCAAUCAGAGAGAGGCAGGAGAAGGGCAGGUGCGUGAGCACGGUCAGGAGGAAAAGAGCCGGAACGUUCAGCGGGAGCCGUUGAUAUCACGCAGGUGGCCGGGGAAAACUCCAGAGCAGAAGCGUUUGGAGGAGGAGAUCGAGAGGAAGUGGGAGGAGUUUGAGCACCUGCCUGUCAAACCAGUGGUGUCCCUUUCUGCGUUGGGAUCGCUGCAGAGGGAGGUGGCAUCUCUGACACAGCAGGUGGAGUGUGUGCGGGGUGAAGGGGGUGUGUGUGAGGGUGGGGGGUGUGUGUGUCGGUGUUGCAGUGUGAGUUUGGAGCAGAUGGAGCGUGCUCACAAACACGCACUGGAGGAACUGCAGAGGAAACACCAGCGUCAGACUGCAGAAAUGGAGAAAGAGAGAGAGAGACUGCUGAACGAGGAGAUUCAAGCCACGGCUCGCGCAAUGGAGGCUCUGAGAAAGGCUCAUAAAGAAGAACUGGAGAGAGAGGUCCAGAAAGCUAAACACCUUCCAACACAAACAGGAGGCACACGCUCUGUCCGAGAGCAGCAACAGCAGGAGCUCCUGUCUCUGAGGAGGGAGCUGGAUGGUCUAUCAGACCGUUACUCUCAGAAAUGCCUGGAACUGAACAGAGAACAACAAAACAAUGGAGAGAAAGAACGACAGAUCAGCAUGAAGGAGAGAGAGAUGGAGCAACUUCGCAGACAAAACCAGGAUCUUCAGUCACGUUUAACAGAGGAGAUCCGGCGCAUGCGCUCAUUGGUCACAGGUCAGAGGUCAGAGGAGGUCAUCCUCGAGAGCAACAAGGGGAGAUCUGUGUGUGAACUGGAGGUGUUGCUGAGAGUGAAGCACAACGAGGUGGAGUACUUGCACAAAGAGAUCAUGUGCUUAAGGAACGAAGUACAGUUUCUCAACACGGAGAAGCAGAGUGUGUGCGCACAGUAUCAGGAUGUGUGUGAGGAGCUGAAGGUGAUGAAGCAGAGGAGUGAACGAGAGGUUCAGACACUUCGAGAACAUCUGAGACUCGCCAUCGCCGCCCUGCAGGAGGAGCGGGGACUGCACAACAGCAUCUAACACCCCACACGCACACCCACACACACCCACACACAUGUAUGUGAUCUACAGUGCACCUCAGACAACUUAAUGUAGCUCAUUGUGUAAAUCCUUGCAUUGAUGUAUAAAGUGUGUGUUUCAGAUGAAAGGGAGGAGUCAGCAGGACCGUGUGCCUUUUAUUUCAACCGCGUCAGCCAAUCAGGAGCAGCAGUCUGGGUCAGCUGACCAGUUAUGAUACACUGGAUGGCUAAAAUCUGCUGUGUGUGUGCGCGUGUUACAAUCAUGAAUCUAAAAACUGGACUAAUGUGGAAUAUUUUCUCUCUGGGAAAACACGCGUGUAGAGGUUGGAGGCGUGUCUCUAAUGUACCUGAAGAGGCUCUGCAUGUGUCUCUCACACCCUCGUCCCCCUCCCCUAAAUCACAGGGGAGGAAACACUCCGGCCGUCUCCCAAACCUCGCACCCCGCACUCACUAGGUGGACAUGAGCAUGUAAAGGAUGGCCUGGAUUGAUCAACACGCACACACUUUCUGAUCCCAGGCAUCCUGGAAGGGUUCUGCAACACUCACUGUGAGUUCUAGAAUGCCAAACCUGGACGUGGUCAAGAGGGAAGGGUUCUAGAUCUGCAGACCAGAUAUAUCUGAAAGGGUUGUGGACUGCUGAGCUAGGCAGAUGUCUUGAAUGCUAAACCUGGAAGGGUUCUAGAGUUGUUGAACUAGAAGGCUUUCAGAAUGUCUUGACUGGCAAGGGUUCUUGAGUUCUAGAAUAUACACCCAGCAGGGUUGUGGAUCGCUUGAAAAGAAUUCAAACCUGGAAAUGUUCUAGAGUGAUCAAAAUUGAAGGUUUCUAGAUAUCCAGUCUGAAAGGGUGCUGGACUAGAAGGUGGAAGAGUUCUGGAACUAGAAGGUUUAUUGAGGGUUUUGACUGGGAGGGGUUACAGAAUACACACCCAGGAAAGGUGUAUGAUUUGGUCAGAUAGUUAAAGGUUCUAGAACGAUAAACGUGGAAGAGUUGUCGCCUGCUCAACCUUUAUAAGUAUGCAAGUGUUAAACCAGGAAGUAUUCAAAACAAAUAGUUCCAGAAUGUUCCACCAGUCAGAUUUGCAGACGGCUGAAUCAGGCAGAGAGAUUUAAUGUCCUCAGGCUGCAUAGGUUCUUGAGUAACACAAUCAGGUUGGGUUGUGGACUGCACAACUGUGUGAACUUGUAGAAUAUUAAACAGUGCUGGAAGGGUUCGAAACCACACGUCCAGGGAGGGUUGGAGCCUGCUCAGCCAAGUCGAGUUCUGUAAUGUUAAACCCAGUUGGGUUCAAGAGUGCUCCGACUGGAAGGAUACUGGCAUAUUCCACCAGGAAAGGCUGUAGCCUUCUCAACGAGGUUCUGAAAUCUCAGGAUUCAGUGGGAGACUGUUGAGCAAAAUCCUGAUGCGUUGGCUUUGAAGACGCGUAGAGUGUCCGAGAGAAGAAUGUGCUGUAGAUAAUAAAUACAACAUUAAGUGCAUAGGUUUACUUUCACUGGUUCCUGAUUUUCAAACAAUCUGUAUAAACCCGAGAGAACUCCAGAGUGCUCUGGCUUCAUGGGUUCUAGAAUAUUCAGUCAGGAAAGCACUGCUCCAGUAAGGUAGACUUCUGCAGUGCUCGUGCUGGAAGGGUUCUGGAAUAAUCCAUUAGGGUCAUGGACUGCUUGGUGAGUUGAGCCACUGGAAUGUUCAACCUGGAAGGGUUCUGGAAUAAUCCACCAGGCGUGUACACUGCUGUACCAGACACCUAUCUGGAAUAGUUUUGUAUUAAUCCUCAACCGGAUCACAGUGGAACAUUAGUUUUAGGUGGAGAGUGAUCCCUUGCUCUGGUUGAUGGUUCUCACAGCUUCACUGACUACUUUGUAAAAGAAACUGUUGUCUUACUGUAGCAGUGCAUUGUGGGUAAAGCUGAUGGAGUAAUAAAACAGGAGGUGUUAGUGUUUGGAAGGGUAUCAGGACGAGGCCCCAGGGAGUGAGCAGUGUUUACGGGGUGCGUUAGAGAGGCGGGUUCUGUACGUACACGCCCUCUCUGUGUUGCGAUGGAGUUGCUGAUGUGAGGUCUGUGUUGAGCAGCAGAGAAACCUGCAGUGCCACGCGGAGAACACACCAAAACUUUGCUUCAAUGAGCCAAAUGACUUUAGUUACUUCAUGUUCUUUUGUAAGCUAAAACUGGACACCUUUUCUUUAUGAAAAUUUGUUUUUAUAUAUAUUUAAAGCAGAAUCUGUAAAAUAAUGUUUCAUAGUUAAUGUCAAUAAAGUAAUCGCUGUGUUUUACCUCAAA